AUGGUGUCUGACGCCUGGCCUGAGGGUGAUGUCUACGAGUCUGACUUGGCGGAGGAGUAUGCUGAGUCAGUCGACUCCCAUUCGGAUGCUGGCGAGGAUCGUGACUCGCUCCCUGACGACGACGAUGUGCAGGCAGGCAUGGAUAUGGAAGAGCGCGUCGCGAUGCUGCGUGCGCCUGUUCUAUCGAUCUGCUCAGCCUUGGGUGGGUACGAGCAUAUGGAGACAGCGACAGGGACAGAGCUUGUGUACCGCCUAGGAGACGACUGUUUAGAGUGCCUUCGUGAUUUGCGCCGCUUAUGGCGCCAAGACGAUACCGAUGCGAGUCGUGCCAUGGCGCGGGUGUUUUCCGAGUUGGGCACCUUUUCCAACGACCUCAUCCCGAUUUUACUGCACUCCGCCGGGCAAGGGGAGAAGGCGGACAAAAUUGCCUUGGCAUGCACCGACCUUAUGACAGCGAUGACGUGGCCCAUUGACUGGUACGCGGAACUCAAUGAUAUUGUGGCGCGUGAAGAGGACGAGCAUGUGCUGGCCAAGCUGGUCGAAGUCAAGUCGGCGCAGGUGCAGUACAAAUCUGCGAUCUUGCAGGAACGAGCGAAGGAGCCACGGUACGCCGAGCGCACUGUGCUGCAAUGUGUGCUGCAGCACCUCUUUCUUCCCUCUCUCUCCAAGUCACGAAGUGAACGUACAGAGCGUGAUACAGGCAUUCUUAGUAUGUGCCUGCACUUUUUCCGCAACGUGCUGGCGAUUCGCGAUCCGGCUCUGACGACGAUCGCCAGUACCUCGGCGAUAGCGCAUGCGUCUAUGCAGAGUCGGCUUGUGCAGCAGAUGAGCGAGACGCAUAUCCUUGAUACACUCCUUAUGCUAGCGAGCCAGGCGGAUACCAAAGAGUACGAACAAUGGGCCCCGAUCGUCGCCGACUGCCUAUACCAGCUGUACGUGGGCUCGGACAUGGCUGCGUUGGCAGCCCCACCCACGACGUCGGCGGCCUCGACCUCGGGCGGCGCCACGCUCGCAGCGUCGCUUUCGGCGGAGGCGGCCAUGCAGCGCCAGGCGCAACGGUAUCGGAGUGCGCGUCACUCGCGCUUCGGCACGACGAUCCAGUUCAAGGCCAGUGAUGGCACGUUGCGUGUGGCUCGCAUGCCCGAGUCGCUCACGACGCCUGUGGAGCAGUUGGAGGAGCGCAUUGCGGAGAAAACACGUCGCCGGAUCUCGCGACGACGGCCUGCGACGGAACGCGGCGCGCCGCGGCGCGCCAAUGCAUGGACUUCGGCGGCGCACACGAUCCUUCAGACGUGGGCUGAUCGGUUCGUAAAGGACGGCCUCUUUGAUGUGCUGCUGCCUACGUACUUCCGCGAUAUCCAUGCGGAGCGCGAGCGAGUGGGCGACCUCGACACGGCGCGAUGCAAAGCGAUUCAGCUGACCACCUUCUUCCUGGAGUAUGCCCUCGCACGUUCGUUCCCCCUCGUCUGCCUGGGCUUGUGGACCGAGCCAUGGAUCUUCCGCCUUGCGCGUGCGCGUGCGGCGAUGGCCUUGGAGGCGCGGCAGUGGCUCGAGUUUGUCGCGAGUGUGCGUUUGUGGACGACGCUCUGCCGGUUGCUGGACGCGCUAUCGCAUGGCACGGCACAGGAACGCGACGUGGCCGACUCGCUGCAGCACACACUGUACUACGAUGGCGACUAUCUGGAGACGGCGCUGCAUGUGAUGCAUGCGUACUCGGCCCAAAGUUUCAUGUGCUUGGAAAGCGUCGUGGAUUUCAGCUACACGUUCACACGCCGCCUCGAGCGGUAUGCGUCGCAGAGCGACUAUGUGUUGGUCCAAAAACGGCACGGAUCGUCGGCCAAGGCCGAGCGAGACUUCCAAUUUGCCUCGUUCCAACGUGCGAUGGCCACCUCCGCGCUGGCGCAUGCGUGUACGCAGUACCUUGCUCGCUGGCAGGACUCGCUGCAUGCGCCGACGAUGCUGCCGAAGCUCGCGUCGGUGGUGCAUCGCUUGGCGAUCAAAGCGGCUCGGCCUGCACUGUUUUACACGGCCAAGCUGCGGCAUACGUGGGCGCAUGCCCUGCGCGAUACCAGCCAGAUGAGCGCGAUCCAUCCGACCGCGGCACGCGACCUGAGCAAGCUUCAUCGGCUCUUCCAGCGUGGCUUCCGUCGUUUGGACGAGGCAGCCCGCCAUGCCUACGAUGAAAAUCGUCGCCCACGUGCUUCGACGGCCCCUGCCGAGCUGUAUGUCCAGUCCGACUUGACGCACGAGCAGCAAAUUGGCGUGGUCGUAGGCUUGCUGGCGGACGCACACCAGCUGAGCCUCGUCACAUGGCUCAAAACCGCCCUGGAUACAGCGAGCGAUGCACGUUUGGCGUUGGGCGAGAUGGAUCCGUUUGCGCCGCCGCCGUCUCUUGCCGCCCAGUUUGUGCCGCAUCCGCUGCCCCCGCCGACCGCAGCGAGCUCCAUGCCAGCCCAUUGUGCGCCGCUGGUCCGUCUCCUGGCUCGGUUGGUCGGCAUUCAGCCGUCUCUCCAGAUGGACGAGGCAGCCCCUUGGACCAUCCCAUCGGACGCUACGCCUGGCGACUUGGCACGCGAUGCAUGCCUGCUGGAGCAAUUCCUCCUGGAGCCAUUGGCAUGGCACGACGAACGUCCUCUCGCGUCGCUGGUUCACAAAAUGCGGCCGUCGUCCAAGCGGUCCACCGCGGCCGACGUCGCCCCUGUGGCAGGACAAGAGCGCGAGACACCUCUGGAGGAGGCUGUACCGGGCCUGACAAGCGGCUCGUCGCCGCCCAGCAGCUCGCCUACACGUCCUAUGACGUUCUCGCGUCCUCCGUCUCCGCCGAAAGACGCCUCUGCUGGCCUGGCGGACGCGUACGAACAGUCCAUUACACCUCCCUUGUUCCUAUAG
This is a messenger RNA of Malassezia pachydermatis, 2889 nucleotides long. RefSeq lists its product as hypothetical. The record is from RefSeq and is a predicted model, not a curated record. The transcript has 2 exons. NCBI's taxonomy places the organism in Eukaryota, Fungi, Basidiomycota, Malasseziomycetes, Malasseziales, Malasseziaceae. Gene Ontology annotation, cellular component: replication fork protection complex. Gene Ontology annotation, biological process: DNA replication checkpoint signaling; replication fork arrest; DNA repair. Gene Ontology annotation, molecular function: DNA binding. The coding region runs from base 1 to 2889 and encodes 962 amino acids.